ACAAUCAUGUGAAAGAGGAGCAAGAAGGAAGUGUUGUGGGAGGAGAGAGACAGAGGCGCAGAGCUGCGAUCAGCAGAGUGGAAGCGCGAAACGGUCCUCCCCGGCUUUCCUUUUUUAUUUUUUAUUUUUUCCCCUUCUGAUAUAAUUUGAGCUCAUCCCAGUCGCGCACAAUUAAAGCCAGCAUAACCCUUCGGAUUGAAUUUAAAUUCGGAAAAGCGAACUUGUGUACUUUACAUUUACAGAUUGAGUCUCCUUUCUCUUCCUUUGCAAAUCUGUGGCUACGGGGUAUCAUAUUUGUGUAGUGCUAUUUUUCCUCAGAUCUAGUGUCCGUAAAGCGGUUACCAUUUCACCUCUCAGAUCUAGAGUCUGAAAUAGAAGAUGGAAAGCGAGAAGAAAUCGUCUUCGAUAUCUGAUGUGGGGGCAUGGGCCAUGAACGUUGUCAGCUCCGUCGGAAUUAUUAUGGCCAACAAACAGCUUAUGUCCAACACUGGCUAUGCUUUCGGCUUUGCCAGUUCAUUAACUGGGUUCCACUUUGCCGUUACUGCUCUCGUUGGCCUGGUGUCAAAUGCUACCGGUUACUCAGCGUCAAAGUAUGUUCCUAUGUGGGAGCUUAUUUGGUUCUCAUUGGUUGCCAAUAUGUCUAUCACGGGGAUGAACUUUAGUCUCAUGCUCAACUCCGUUGGAUUCUACCAAAUAUCAAAACUGAGCAUGAUUCCUGUGGUUUGUGUGAUGGAAUGGAUCCUCCACAAUAAGCACUACUCAAGGGAAGUGAAAUUGUCAGUGGUGGUUGUGGUUAUUGGUGUUGGCGUUUGCACUGUAACUGAUGUAAAAGUUAACCUCAAAGGUUUCAUGUGUGCCUGUUUAGCAGUUUUGUCAACAUCUUUACAGCAAAUUUCAAUAGGUUCCCUUCAAAAGAAAUAUUCGAUUGGAUCUUUUGAAUUGCUGAGUAAAACUGCUCCCAUUCAAGCCCUUUUUCUUCUCAUUCUUGGUCCAUUUGUGGAUUACUACCUCAGUGGCAAAUUGAUAACGAACUAUAAGAUGUCUUCUGGUGCCAUUUUAUGUAUUCUUCUUUCAUGCUCGCUAGCUGUAUUUUGCAAUGUGAGCCAAUACCUUUGCAUUGGGCGCUUUUCAGCUGUUUCCUUCCAGGUUUUAGGCCACAUGAAAACAGUAUGUGUUCUGACGUUGGGAUGGCUGCUAUUUGAUUCAGAGCUAACUUUCAAGAAUAUCAUGGGAAUGGUUAUCGCAGUUGUUGGCAUGGUAAUUUACAGUUGGGCUGUUGAGGCUGAAAAGCAGUCAAAUGCAAAGAUCCUUCCUCACGCGAAAAACAGCCUGACGGAAGAAGAAAUUAGACUAUUGAAGGAUGGAGUAGAAAAGAGUCCUCUGAAGGAUGUUGAACUUGGUGAGGCUCAAGGAUAGAUUGACCCGGAUUUGGUGGUUAAAUUGAUGAGAAAUGAAUGCCGGCAAUUAUACUGUGUAUUGCUUUCAUUUGGUUUGUUCCUUUUUUCUAGUCACAUUUCUAUCUGCUUACCCUGGCACGGAUCCAGUUUUAGAACUUGUGUUCCCGUUCAUCAGCAAUGCUUCUUUAUUAGUUUGAUUUAUUACUUUUGUUGUUGAGGUUAUUUAUUUGGCCUGAGAAAAUUGUUAGAUGAACAACGUGAUGGCCCCAUUAAGAUGUAUAAUGUGUACGCAAAUGAAAAGCGAUAUCAAUCCCCUCUUGCAAUUUCUGUUUUAUAUAAAUUAAGUUCGGAUCU
Molecule: messenger RNA, 1751 nt
Organism: Cajanus cajan (pigeon pea)
Lineage: Eukaryota; Viridiplantae; Streptophyta; Magnoliopsida; Fabales; Fabaceae
Product: UDP-rhamnose/UDP-galactose transporter 2
Source: RefSeq, a predicted model, not a curated record